Arachis stenosperma is the source of this 918-nucleotide messenger RNA. RefSeq lists its product as uncharacterized. The transcript has 8 exons. The record is from RefSeq and is a predicted model, not a curated record. The coding region runs from base 1 to 918 and encodes 305 amino acids. NCBI's taxonomy places the organism in Eukaryota, Viridiplantae, Streptophyta, Magnoliopsida, Fabales, Fabaceae.
AUGAAUAAUCCUGUUGAUUUGGUGGAGAAAAUCACUCCCUGGAGGGAAUCAUGGAAGGUGCAUGUUAAAGUUGUGAAGUUGUGGUACCAGAAGAAUACUGCUUUGGAUCCUUCUCAAAAUCUGUUGCAUAUGGUCUUAAUGGAUGAGAAGUUACACAAGAUCCAAGCUACCAUUAGAGAUGAGCUUAUAUCAAAGUUUGCUGUGUCUCUAAAUGAAGGUGAUCUGUAUUUGAUAACCAAUUUUACAGUUUUGCCAAACAGUGUUUUGCCAAACAGUGGUUUGAACAGAGUUACCAAACAUCGGUUCAGGCUUUUGUUCCAAUACAAGACCUCUGUUGUUUCUGUGGUGUCUCCAAGGAUAACUCAUUCCGGGUUGUGUUUUACAUCAAUAGAUGAAAUUGAUCAAAUGACAAAGGACCACAAUUUCCUUAUUGGAAAAAAGGUCCAAUGCAAUGUGUUUGGAAAUGCUUGUGAUCUCUUGGAAUAUGAAAACUUACAAAAAUAUCCAAGAUCUCCACUGAUUGUCCUUGAGUCCUUUAAAAUCAAAGCAAUUGAAGGUGGAGUAAUUCUACAGAAUGUGAUCAAUAUCUCUAGAUUAUUCAUUAAUCCAGACAUUCCUGAGUCUGUUGAGUUCCUAAGCAGAUUUAGUGAUGCUCAUUACUUUGUAAUGGGGACAAUUAAGGAAGUUAUGGAUGAACCAGAUUGGUGGUACUACUCAUGUGUAUGUGGUCAUCCUGUUGUUGACCAUGAGGAUCUCUACCUUUGUGAUGCUUGUUGUUCAUGUGUUGAACAUGUUAUGCUCAAGUAUAGGAUUCGGGUAAAGGUUCACCAUGCUGGGUGUGAUGUUUGUUUGUUCUGCUUGAUAAUGCGGCAACAAAACUAUUUGGAAAAACCUGUUCUGAAGCAUUUCUCGGGAUAG